AUGAAUGGGCCUUGCACAUUCAACCUGUACACUCGGUCCAGUUAUUUUGUCUAUGUUCCAGUUGGCGAUUUCGUUUGGGCCUCUCUUUUCUCUUGGAAAGAGGGUGUAGCUCUAAUGGAUAAAUCAACGCUCCCUUUUUUUUCUUUCAAAUCACUCUCCCUUUUCAUCAAUGCCAAGGGAGAGAAGAUAGGCACAAUGCGGCAUUGUGACUAA
Dovyalis caffra is the source of this 213-nucleotide messenger RNA. The record is from the annotation of a GenBank genome assembly. NCBI's taxonomy places the organism in Eukaryota, Viridiplantae, Streptophyta, Magnoliopsida, Malpighiales, Salicaceae.